GCCUGGAUGGGCAGCUCCAAGGCGGGGCCUUCGGGAUUUAUUUAGUUCACCGCUGCAGCCGAUGCCUUUAGUGCCACAAACCGCCCUGGAGACAAGUCCUAAUCAUCUGGGGGGGUGAUUAUGUUCAGUUCUUCCUCCCCAAACCCCCCAGACACAAUUCAGAUCCAAACUGGAGAGACAGGCAGGCACACAAGAGGGGAACCCGGCACCGCGCAGCCCCUCCGAAGCCAUGUACAGGAGCAGCUUCCUCCGCGAGGUGCGCAAGGAGAAGUACGAGCGGUCGGACGCCUACGAUGAGCUGCGAGGCUCCCCCGAAUUCGAUAGUUUGGCCCAAGCCCGGGGCCUGGAGAAUCUGCAGGAGCUCAACGAGCGCUUCGCCAGCUACAUCAACCGGGCGCGUGUGCUGGAGCAGCGCAACACCAUCCUGCGUAAGCAGCUGGAGACCUUCCAGCGCAUGGAUGAGCUGGUGGGCCUGGACGAAGCAUUCGCCGGGCAGAUCGAGUUCAACCGGCAGCGGAUGCGGGAGCUGGCCUCAGACAGAGCCAAGCUGGAGCGGGAGGAGAAGGAUGCCCAGCGCAUGCUUGAUGAGUAUCGCAACAAGUAUAGAAAUGAACGUGAAUAUCAGCAGAGGCUAAAAGAAACCCUUGAGCGUCUUAAUAAGGAAGCUGAUGAAGCAUUGCUGUGCAACCUGGAGCUGCAGAUAGAGUCCCAGUUCCUGCAGGAUGAUAUUAAUGCCACAAAGGACAGAUACAAGAAGAACCUCAUGGAAAUCCAGACCUACGUCAAUGUUUUGCAGCAGAUCAUCCAGACAACCCCUCGCGUGUCCCCCAUAACCACUGGCAUAUGUGAGGAAAAAGUGAUAGCAGAGAGGAGGAUCCCUGUUCUGCAGAGCCAGCUGGAGGAAUACAAGAGCAUCCUCUGCCAGCUACAGGCGCAGAAAUACAAGCUGCAGACAGAGACAACCAUGCUGGAGCAAGCAAUUAAAAACACCCAGGAGAGUUAUGACGACGAAAUUCAGCUUUACAAUGAGCAGAUUGAAAACCUUAGGAAGGGAAUAGAGGAGGCUGAGAGGAUCUUGGAGAAGUACACGACCGACUGCCGCCAGUUGGUGAUCUACCAGCAGUCCCUGGAGAACGAGCUGGAGCGAUACAAGCGGAUCAUCGAGAACGAGGACAGCCGGUUAAAUUCUGCUAUAGCAGGAACCCCAGUCACACUCUUCACACAGAUCUACAGGCCUGCCCAGCCCCAAGUUUCGAGGGGAAGAGAUAUCACCCAAGCCAUGCAAGACAUUGCCAGUGUAAAGCCCAGACAAAAAGCACUGACAAAGAAAAUUGCCAGGAAAAAGGAGCUGAUGUCAAAAGACAAAACUGACAGUCACUCACCUGAAAGAAUGUAUGAAAGAACUCUGGAAGGUUUUGACCAAGAUCAGAUGGAGUACAGACACGAAGGCUCAAUCAGGUGUGAACCUGGGCAGGAAGGUUCAGAAUUUGAUGAAAAAGAAAUGGGCCCAGAGGAUGUACCUGAUGGAGCCCAGAUAAGUAAAGCCUUCGAUAAAUUGUGUAACAUUGUGAGGGAGAAAAUAAGAGUCCACAAGAAACCAGAGGCUAAGCCUGAAGCCCCUCCCAAAGGGCGUUAUGUGCUGGUGACAGGGGAGGAAGGCUAUGAAGAACCAUGCAUCUUGGCCCCCUCUAUCCCUGCUCCAGGAGGGAUCACAGUUUCCACUGGCAACGGGAAGGUGAUGAAUGGUGGGGAGGUGGAGCCCAUUCCGGAGCUGCCAGAACCUGCCGAACCAUCAGAAAAAGAGAAAGCAGAUAUCUGUGAAAGGAGAGAAGGGUUUGAAAUCUCAGAUAAACAGAGAGAGGAAGAGAGAGAAGAGGUGCUUGAAUGGGGCAAAAAAACAAGAGGAAAAAUCGAGCAAAUCACAAAGUAUCCGGACAUCUCUGAGCCUGAGACAGUUCCUUCCCCUGGUCUGAUAAGCCCAACCGAGCCAGGACUCCUUCGAGAGACAGAAUAUGAGCGAGAAGACAAGCAGGGCCUUUUGUUCAGGGAAGCAGCCUUGCCUGGCUCUAUGAGCUACGAGAAGGUGGAGGUGGUGGAGUCCAUCGAGAAGUUUUCAGAUGACAGAAUUCAGACAUAUGAAGAGACAGCGAUGAUUGUUGAGACAAUGAUAGAGAAGACAAGCAAGAAGAAACCAGGAGACAAAGGCUCUUAAGUGACACAUCCCCUUGAUAGUCAACUUGUCUGGCAUAGUUAUUAUAAGACUGCUUGUUUUUUUUUCCUGACCGAAUGAUACAGUAGUGAGAUUUUUGCUGUUUGGUAUGGAACAGAUUGAAACCUUGAUGACAAUUCUGUCUGAUGUAGGCUCACCUUUGGUGCAACGACCAUUAGCAUGCUCCAGGGUAAAUCCUAUGCAACUGAUUUUCAUGAUUAGGACUCACUGAAAGUAACUAUUAUGACAGAGCUGCCUGGCUUUCCACAGUAUCCGGGACAAAUUUGCAUAUUCCUCUACUGCUCCUAUAACCACCAUACAAUUCCCCAUCUCUGAGACAGCUGCAAAUGUUAACUUGUGACAUCUGGUUCAUUUAAUAAAAGUUUUGCCUUCUAC
Molecule: messenger RNA, 2605 nt
Organism: Neopelma chrysocephalum (saffron-crested tyrant-manakin)
Lineage: Eukaryota; Metazoa; Chordata; Aves; Passeriformes; Pipridae
Gene: BFSP1
Product: beaded filament structural protein 1
Exons: 8
Coding region: 230-2212 (660 amino acids)
Biological process (GO): lens fiber cell development
Cellular component (GO): cytoplasm; intermediate filament
Molecular function (GO): structural constituent of eye lens
Source: RefSeq, a predicted model, not a curated record